AUGGCCUUCUUUUCACGUCGCUGGUAUUGGCUCUUGGUCCAGAUUCUUGUUGCCGUGUAUACCAUUGCAUCCGUUGGCUAUCUCAUAUAUAGACCUCGAAAUCCAUGGAAUGCGCCACAUGAAGAAGAGGGUGAAUCAAUAGUGGGUCGUAUAUCUAGAAAGCAACCGAAUUAUUAUGUGACCGGUCCACGUGAUAACCCAAAACAACUUACGAUCCAUUUACCAGCACCUGGUAAUACGACGACACGGGUGAAUGCUGGAUUCGUGGUGCUUGUUCGUAAUUCAGAGCUAUCAGGGAUGUUAGGAUCCAUGUAUGAUGUUGAGUCACGAUUCAAUCGAAAGUACAAUUAUCCAUGGUUGUUCCUGAACAAUGAACCAUUUACUGAGGAAUUCAAGCAGAGAACAUCACAAGCAACGAAUGCAAAAACUUACUAUGGCUUUGUGGAUUCUUCAAUGUGGUCCUAUCCACCAUGGAUCAAUCAAUCGUUUGCUGCUGAAUCACGUGAAAUGAUGGCUGAACUCCCAUAUGGUGACAGUGAGAGCUAUCGUCACAUGUGUCGUUUCCAAAGCGGCUUCUUUUGGCGACACCCUCUUUUGCUUGAACUUGGAUGGGAGUACUAUUGGCGCGUGGAACCUGAUGUCCGUUACUUUUGUGAGCUUGACUACGAUCCAUUCGUGUACAUGAAGGAGAAUGGGAAGCAGUAUGCUUUCACCAUUUCGUUUAUUGAGAACAUCGACACCGUACCAAGUCUAUGGAAUGCCGUACGACGAUUUGCCAAAGAGAGUGCCAGCAAAGGAAAGGAUCAUUUCAAGUUGAAGGCCAAGGACAGCUUGCAUCGGUUCGUGACAGAUGCCAGAGCAGAGGAGUACAACGCCUGCCACUUUUGGACCAAUUUUGAGAUUGCGCGUGUCGACCUGUGGCACACGGAUGCAUACAAGGAAUUCUUUGACUAUUUGGAUAUGGAUGGUGGAUUCUUUUAUGAAAGAUGGGGAGAUGCACCUGUGCAUUCGAUCUUUGCAUCGCUAUAUCUCCGGAAGGAUGAAGUUCAUUAUUUUCAUGACAUUGGGUACCAGCACUCCACAUACCAACAUUGCCCAGAAUCAGAGGAGCUUCAAAGUCGAUGUUACUGCGAUCCUGUCAACACACUCGAUUACACGGAUCCAAUGAGCUGCCUUAAUCAGUAUAUGUAUGCAUUGGAUGAAGAUUCACCAGGCACUGAUGAAACGGUGGGCGAUCUCUUGGUGGCUGCAUGA
Molecule: messenger RNA, 1254 nt
Organism: Lichtheimia ornata
Lineage: Eukaryota; Fungi; Mucoromycota; Mucoromycetes; Mucorales; Lichtheimiaceae
Exons: 5
Coding region: 1-1254 (417 amino acids)
Biological process (GO): cell wall mannoprotein biosynthetic process; protein N-linked glycosylation
Cellular component (GO): membrane; Golgi apparatus
Molecular function (GO): alpha-1,2-mannosyltransferase activity
Source: RefSeq, a predicted model, not a curated record